GAGAAUGGCCAAGAUCUCCUCAGGAUGUCUUCCAAGGUCUCCCCUGCUCCCCUCCUCUCCAAACCCCCCCUGCGGGUGAAAGAAGGCUCCCUGGUAGUCAGAUGGCUGAGAUUAGUGUCCUGCUUCCAAUUGUGUGCAUUCCUGAUGGAUAUUAUGGCCUGGAUGAUGUGCAUUGCCUCAAUAGCCAUUGUCAAAUGGCGAGUGUGGCGUGUAGAAAACAUAAAGGGAAUUGGCUCUGGAAACAUCUGGAUCGGAAUCUGGCAGGUCUGUUUUUUGAAAGACCCUUCAAACGACGGAAACUAUUAUUACCAUUGUGAAGAGCUCCAUGAACAACAUCCAAACCUCCCGAGGGAAAUUUUUAUUGCUCAGGACCUAAUGGCCUUAGCUGCCAUUAUGAAUUCAGCGGCCCUUGGAAUACAGUCAUUUGCCCUCUGCAAUGUGUUCGAGCCCAGAAAACAUAAGGAUUUUCUCUCAACCUUUUUUGGGCUUGGAGCUCUGCUGAACUUACCAGCAGGGAUACUCAUCCUGAUUUCCGUGAUAUGGAACAUGUCUGCUGUCUUACAAAAUGGGGGAAUUGACUUCCCUGAAACUUUUGAAUUGCCUCAAAUUCCCAGCGAGCAGCAUAUUGGACCUUCUAUUUAUCUAGGCUAUAUCGCUGCAGGUUUCCAGCUGCUGAGUGCAGCAUUUGUUGGGAUGGAGAGAUGUUGCAUCAGGACCACCGCAACAGAUACAUCUCAAAUAGAAACUGUAGUGGUGAUUACCCCAGGAAGUGCGGUGAAAAGCGAGAGUCUUACUACUUGUUCAAAGUGUGGUUCUCUGCUGGACCUGGUAAUUCAAGAGAAAUCCUCCGCAGUGGAGAUGGAGGAAACCCAUGCGGAAGAUCUUGUCAAAUCCUGCGCAGUUGAGAUGGAGGAAGGCUGUGCAAGUGAUCUUGUCAUUCCAGAGGAAUCCUGCACAGUUGAGAUGGAGGAAAGCUGUGCAAGUGAUCUUGUCAUUCCAGAGGAAUCCUGCAGCAGCCUUGAGAAAGGAGCAGUGCCGCCCGUCACACUCGCAGGCACGGUCGCCUCUCCAAUUGCUGGAGCUUUGAUUGACUUCAAGAGAGGUAAUGAAUGCAAGGACAAGGGAGUUGCCAGAGAGGUGCAGACAAUUCCACAACUGACAGGCAAUUUACACAACGAGGCAUAUCCAGAAAGCAAGGCACGAACUGAGAUGAACUACUAA
This is a messenger RNA of Podarcis muralis (Common wall lizard), 1221 nucleotides long. Lineage: Eukaryota; Metazoa; Chordata; Lepidosauria; Squamata; Lacertidae. The record is from RefSeq and is a predicted model, not a curated record.